Salvelinus sp. IW2-2015 is the source of this 1042-nucleotide messenger RNA. Lineage: Eukaryota; Metazoa; Chordata; Actinopteri; Salmoniformes; Salmonidae. The record is from RefSeq and is a predicted model, not a curated record.
UUCCCAUAAUGCUUAGCAAAAUAUUAAGAAAGCUAGUGGGUCUUUCAAAGUAUUGGACAACAGUCUACCUUAAAUUACAUGUACAGUAAUUGUCAAAACAUAACUAAAGUGUCUACUUUCAUUCACAUGUUGUAUCCCAACCAUUUGAGAUAAACAAAAUGUACCGAAGAAUGUUAAGGCUAUGUGAACCCAGUGGCCUGUGUGGACCAUGUCUCUGAUCCUGUUUGCCCUGGUGGUGCGGGUCAGGGAUGGUCUGCCUCUCUCAGCCUCCACUGACUUCCAACACAACCCAGAGCUGCAGGAGAGGAAGCAGCAGAUACGGACCAUCUCCAAGGCCCUGAGCCUGUUCCCCGACAGAGGGGCGGUCAAGGGCCAUGACCUCAAUAUAUAUUUCCUCUCCAGUGAGGGCGUAUCCUACAUGAGCGUAUGUGACGCCAGCCUCCCUGCGGCCAUGGCCUUCUGUUUUCUAGAGGACCUGCGCUGGGAGUUCACAGCUCAUAUGGACAACGCCAAGGUUGCCCUGGCAGCCAGGCCGUACCCCUUCCUGGAGUUCGACAACAGCAUAGCCUGGCUGCAGCAGCAGUAUAACCAGAGGGGUGGUCCGCUGGAGGUCACUCUGACGAGGUCGGAGGAUCUGAAAACACGCCCUUUGCAGAUCCUCACCCUGGAGGAGGUGGAGCUUACCAACGGGUCAGCCAAUGGCAUGCGGAACAACUUUCGAUCCGGUAAGAAUCCGAGGAGGAGGCCUUUGCCUAGAGCUCAACGCUGCACUGUGGAUGAUUAUGAAGGAGUCUGGAACGUGGUGGCGUUCCUGCUGGCGUUCCUGUGCUGUGUUGGUCAGUGUCACCUGUACCUGUUCCACUCUUCUCUGAAGAGGGUCAAGUCCCUGGUACUGCUGAGUGUGGUUGUGGUCUGUAACUGCUUCCUGUUUGGUCUGAGGAAUGUCUGGCAGCUGCUGUUCCACCUGGCUGUGGCUGUCCUCGUCACCCUCCUCACCCUCAACAGGAAACUACACGACAGAACCAAUGACUGCGGGGUCUGA